Amaranthus tricolor (Joseph's coat) is the source of this 2796-nucleotide messenger RNA. RefSeq names its product phosphatidylinositol 4-kinase gamma 4-like. Gene Ontology annotation, molecular function: protein binding. The transcript has 2 exons. Lineage: Eukaryota; Viridiplantae; Streptophyta; Magnoliopsida; Caryophyllales; Amaranthaceae. The coding region runs from base 778 to 2523 and encodes 581 amino acids. The record is from RefSeq and is a predicted model, not a curated record.
AAAAACCCAACGGCUACCAGUGCGCUCUUUUCUUUCUGUCUCCCUUUUGCUCCAAUCUCGGCUACAUUGUCGUGAAUUUCCAAACCCAAAAUAAUCUCACUCCAAAUUAGUAACCAAAGCAAAACCAAUUAAAAAUGGUGCAAAUUUCUAAUAUUGGAUAUUUUACCUGUUAAAUAUCUAUUAGCUGAUUAAUUGCCAUCUGGCUAUCUCUAAUUUUCCCAUUUAACCUCUCAAAUCUCUUUCUUUCUCCCUUGAUUCUUCCCUUUUUUCCUGGUAAGAAUCCAUAUUUUACUUUUUUCAUUGAAAACUUUGAAAUUUUUUUUUUGUUAUUUUGCAUUGUAUGAAUAUCAUUUGACAACUUCUGAUUAUUUGAGCUUGUGGGGUUGUUUGUGAAUUUGAUUUUUCAGUCUUCAAUUGGUUGAUUCUGGGUUGUUUGUGAAGACUUUAAAUGUUUGAUCAAACGAAAGAGAGGUAAUUAAAGGCUACGGAUCGAAUCUUUUUUUGUAUUGAAAGAAAUCAUUCAUGCCAUAAGAAUUUGACCUUUUCCCCUUGUUUGCUUCCUCUUUAUGUGAAUUCUUUUGUAUAUUUGUUUGAAGAUUGUUUAUAUGGUCGAUCUUUAAGAAACUUGGCUGAUACAUUUUCAGCCUUUGCCAAUUUAAUUGGCUGUUCUAGGCUAGAUUUUGUAAAGUUCUACAUACACAUUUAAAAGGAAAAAAAACAAAAAGAAAAAAAAAAAAAAAGGGUUCUGAGUUUACAAUUAAGAGGGGAUUAAGGAAAAUGUCAGCUGGUGUUGGUGUUGCCUUGAGUCCCAUCUUUGAAGAUAAGGUACAUUUUCCUGGUUAUUUAGAUAACCGUGUGGAUUUGUACUCAAGUGAAUCAAUCUUGAUAUAUCUAAGUGUAGCCGGGUCAGUGAUUCCUAUUCGGGUUUUGGAGUCCGAUUCGAUUGCAUCUGUAAAACUCAGGAUCCAAACAUGUAAAGGGUUUGUAGUUAAGAAGCAAAAACUUGUGUAUGGAGGUAGAGAAUUGGCUAGGAAGGAUACCCUUGUUAAGGACUAUGGAGUCAGUGGUGGGGAUGUCCUUCAUUUGGUCCUUAAGCUUUCUGAUCUCUUGGCCAUCAUAGUUAGCACAAUGUGUGGCCAGGAAUUCGAAUUGCAAGUUGAUAGGUAUCGAAAUGUCGGGUACCUUAGGCAAAGAAUCUUUAAGGAAGCUAAAGGUGUUGUGGAUCUUAAGGAUCAAGAACUAUUUUGUCAUGGUGAAAAGCUUGAUGAUCAGAGAUUAAUUAAUGAUAUUUCUAAGAACAAUGAUGGUGUAAUUCAUUUGCUCAUUAAGAAAUCUGCCAAAGUUAGGGCCAUCCCCAUCGAAAAAGAUGUUGAACUUUCGGUUGUUGCAUCGGAUAUUAGGCCAAAGGAUGAAAGAGAUGAAUGUGAGAAACAAUCUAGUGAGCUGUGUGUUGUAUCCGAGAAGCUUCCUGAUAAAGAUUUUUUGUUAGAAUCAGUCAUUGUUAAUCCCAAAAUUAGGUUGCCAUCAGCUUUAUGGGAUAUGAUAAAGUCAGCAUGUGAUGGCUUGAAUAAGGGUAACCUACCAAUCCGAUCCACUGAAGGUACGGGAGGAGCCUAUUUUAUGCUAGAUCCCUCAGGUCAAAAAAUUUUAGCUGUAUUUAAGCCCACUGAUGAGGAGCCUAAAGCUGUCAAUAAUCCACAAGGCCUUCCAAUAUCAGAAGACGGGGAAGGUUUGAAAAAGGGAACGAGAGUAGGAGAAGGAGCAUUGAGAGAAGUCGCAGCUUACCUUCUUGAUCAUCGUAUGAAUGGUCCUCGCUCAUCAUCCGAUGAUGUGAUAGGAUUUUCUGGGGCGCCCCCGACUGCUAUGGUUCGGUGUUUGCACAAGGGAUUCAAUCAUCCAGAAGGAUAUGAAGGCACACUGAAAAAUGUAAAGAUUGGAUCAUUGCAAAUGUUUAGGGAGAAUGAUGGUAAUUGUGAGGACAUUGGUCCUCAGGCUUUCCCAGUGGAAGAGGUUCACAAGAUCAGUGUGCUUGACAUCAGGUUGGCCAACGCAGAUAGACAUGCUGGAAACAUUCUUUACAAGAAAAACUCCGAUACCGGCCAAAUUGAGCUUUUCCCAAUUGAUCAUGGCUACUGCCUGCCUGACAGUUUUGAGGAAUGCACAUUUGAUUGGUUAUACUGGCCACAGGCCCAUCAACCCUUUUCCUCUGAGACCCUCAACUACAUAAAAUUACUUGAUGCAGAAAAAGACCUCGAUUGGUUGAAGUUCAAUGGAUGGAAAGUACCCAUCGAGGCUGCUCGUACAUUACGCAUCUCCACAAUGUUAUUGAAGAAGGGAGCGGAGAAAGGUUUGACCCCUUUUGCCAUUGGAAACAUUAUGUGCCGGGAAACACUGAAUGACCCAUCCAUGAUUGAAGAAAUUGUUAGCGAAGCGCAACAGUCUCUUCUUCCUGGAAUGAGUGAAGAAGAUUUUCUUGAAGCUGUUUCUUGUAUCAUGGAUUUCCAUCUAGCCAAGGUGAAUUAACAACCAAGAUGGUGAUAUAAAAAUAUGGUCAUAUUAUCUACUAUGUAUCUUUUAUAAAUUGUAUUUUUGUAUAGUCCGAAAAGUGAAGCAGUCCAGUUUUGGAGGACUGAUUACAACCUGCGCAUUAUGGAAAUGUCGAGGUUCUUUCUCGCUCUUUUGUUGCUUCAGUUCUUUGAAGUGAUUAAUAUUGUAAAAAUUGUAUCGGAGAACUGAGAACAGAAGAAUAACAUUAUGAAAUAAAACCACUGCCUCACAUACAUAUUUUAAGCUUGA